Molecule: messenger RNA, 1437 nt
Organism: Musca vetustissima
Lineage: Eukaryota; Metazoa; Arthropoda; Insecta; Diptera; Muscidae
Product: putative fatty acyl-CoA reductase CG5065
Exons: 8
Coding region: 1-1437 (478 amino acids)
Biological process (GO): long-chain fatty-acyl-CoA metabolic process
Cellular component (GO): peroxisome
Molecular function (GO): alcohol-forming very long-chain fatty acyl-CoA reductase (NADP+) activity
Source: RefSeq, a predicted model, not a curated record
AUGGAAUUUUAUCAGGAUGCAGUUAUAUUUGUGACAGGUGCCACCGGUUUUGUGGGCAAAACUUUACUGGAAAAGCUUCUAUGGAGUUUUCCACAGCUCAGCUGUAUUUAUAUUUUGAUACGCGAGAAAAAUGGUAAAACUGCCCAGCAACGAUUCAAUGAAUUUUGUCAACAUAAGAUCUUUGAACGUUUGCGUCAGCAUUAUCCGCAACGUUUGCGUAAGCUGCGUUUUUUGGCGGGAGAUAUUGAAAAGGAAGAUUUUGGUCUCAGUAAUGUCGACAAAAAAAUCUUGUGUGCCGAGGUGAACAUAAUUUUUCAUAGUGCCGCCACAGUUCGCUUCAAUGAACGUCUAAAGGUUGCCGCAAUUGUAAAUUCCGUGGCCACAUGGAAUCUAUUGGAGAUGUGUAAGGAUAUGCCGCUGCUAAAGAGUUUCGUUUAUGUUUCAACGGCAUAUUGCAAUCCGGGACGGAAAUAUGUUGACGAAGAAAUCUACCCUACCCUGCCACCAGUCAAUUGGAAAUAUUUUGUGGACUGUGCCUUAAAAAUACCCGACGAGUACUUUAAUAGUUUGGCCAAUUAUAUCAAGGGUCCUCAUCCGAACACUUAUACCUUCACAAAAUCGAUUGCCGAACAAAUUGUCAACGAUUAUAAACAUCGCCUGCCAAUUGUCAUUGUACGGCCUUCUAUAGUGACAGCAUCAUAUCGUGAACCCUAUCCCGGUUGGAUUGAUAAUAUUCAGGGUAUCACCGGGAUAAUGAUGGAAAUUGGCAAGGGUUCGAUAAGCAGUAUCUUGGGUGAUAAAAAUGUCAUAUGCGAUAUUAUACCUGUUGAUUUUGUGGUUAAUUCUAUGAUAAUGACAGCGCAGAGGGCUACGCUGGGAAGAAUUUUCAUAUCCAACUGCACCUCGGGAGUUACCAACCCCAUAACCUGGCAGCGUUUGGGUUGUUUAACACUCAAAUGGUCACGAAUCUAUCCGACCCGUAAGGCCUUUAUGUUUCCCUAUUUCCAGUACCGCAAAAGCUUCCUAAUGCAUGAUAUUGCCGUGUAUCUGCUACAUUAUGUUCCGGCCAUUAUGAUGGAUUUAUUAGCCCUAGCUCUGGGUCAGAAGAGAAAAAUGGUCUUACCCAUAGCCAAGAAGUUCCGACAGGCCUGUUUGGCGGGAAAAUGUUUCUCUUUAAAUGAGUGGAUUUUUAUGAAUGGCAGCCGUUAUUAUUAUGAGGAUGUGUUGGGUUCGGGAGCCUUCCCAUGCCUCUAUUGGAAUUUGAAGUCCUUGGAUUAUGAAAUUUAUAUACGGCAAUUUGUCAUUGGAAUACAGAAAUAUUUACACCAGGAGCGGUUUCGUGAAAAUUCCAAUAAAUGGCAGAUCACAAGAUUAUAUUGGUUUUGGAUAUUCCUGCAUGUCUUCAUCACCCUGGUGUUAUUGUAUAUAAUUCUCUAA